AGGAGAGAGGAGAGGGAGGACGACGACGACGACGACGUUCAUACCGCGCCAUAACACACGACCAAAGCGACUUUCAUUUGUUUGUACCCGAAGCGCAACAGAAGACCUUUAGAGACGCGAAUUUACUUUGUGGACCUUUCUUCUAUUUUAUUUUCCUAAUAAUGCUCACAUUCGGAGCUGAAAAGUUUCAUUCGGGUAGCUGUGUUAUGUUAAUAUUAGUCUGAACAAUAUUUCUCCGCACCCAGUGAACUUUGGAGAAUCAAGAAACCGCGAUUAAAAUGAGAGCUCAAAUUGAGGUAAUACCAUGCAAGAUCUGUGGCGACAAAUCCUCUGGGAUUCACUAUGGCGUUAUUACAUGUGAAGGGUGCAAGGGUUUUUUCCGACGCAGCCAGCAGAACAAUGCCAUGUACUCGUGUUCGCGGCAGAGAAACUGCCAGAUUGACCGAACCAACAGGAACCGCUGCCAACACUGUCGUCUGCAGAAGUGCCUGGCGCUCGGCAUGAGCCGUGAUGCGGUGAAGUUUGGCCGAAUGUCAAAGAAACAGCGGGACAGCCUGUACGCGGAGGUGCAGCGGCACCAGCAGCUGUCUCAGGAGUGCCUGGUGGGUUUGGGUGGUGGUCUGGCACCACGUGACCGUGAAGAGACGGGUGAAGACAGCGUGCACAGCCGGCCUUACAGCAGCGGAGGCUCCAGCUCCACCCUCAGCGACCUGGACGACAUCGCCACGCUGCCCGACGGUUUGCUGUUCGACCUGCCGCUCACCCCAGAGGAGGCGAGCGAGUACUGCACUCUAGAGAUGCUUGGGGGCGGCGGAAGGUCCGGGAGUACCGGAAGCGGACGUUCGUCCAAUCAGAGCUCUCCAGCGCCCAGCGCUGCAGAUUUGAUGGAAGCAGUGAGGGUGAAGCAUGAGUAUAUCCUGUCUGAAAACAGUCUUCUUACGCACUCUCUCCUGGGAUCUCUACCAGACAACUGCUCUCUACACGACAUAGAGCGAAUCACUCAAAAUGUCGUGAAGUCUCACCUGGAGACGUGUCAGUACAGCUCAGAAGAGCUGAAGAAACUUACCUGGAACAUCUACACACCUGAAGAAACCCGCAGCUUUCAGCUCAAGUCUGCAGAAUGGAUGUGGCAGCAGUGCGCCCUGCACAUUACAAAUGCCAUCCAGUACGUUGUAGAGUUCGCAAAGCGCAUCUCUGGAUUCAUGGACCUCUGUCAGAACGACCAGAUCAUCCUGCUCAAAGCAGGAUGUCUGGAAAUCCUGCUGAUCCGAAUGUGCCGUGCUUACAACUCUUCAAACAACACUAUGUUUUUUGAUGGCAAGUUUGCCAUUCCUCAGCUCUUCAAAGCUCUCGGGUGUGAUGACCUGGUGAACGCUGUCUUUGAGUUGGCUAAAAGUCUGAGUCGACUUCAACUGAGUGAUGAGGAAAUGGCUUUAUUCAGCGCCGCGGUCCUGCUGGCUCCAGAUCGGCCGUGGUUGGCAGAGUCUCAGCAGGUGCAGAAGCUCCAGGAGAAAGUUUACGUGGCUCUUCAGCACAGCCUGCACAUGAACCGAGCCACUACUGAGAAACUGGAUAAGGUGAGGAAUCUGUUUGACUGAAACUGGUUCUGCACAAAAGU
Molecule: messenger RNA, 1618 nt
Organism: Sinocyclocheilus grahami
Lineage: Eukaryota; Metazoa; Chordata; Actinopteri; Cypriniformes; Cyprinidae
Gene: rorcb
Product: RAR-related orphan receptor C b
Exons: 9
Coding region: 279-1598 (439 amino acids)
Biological process (GO): regulation of transcription by RNA polymerase II
Cellular component (GO): nucleus
Molecular function (GO): nuclear receptor activity; RNA polymerase II cis-regulatory region sequence-specific DNA binding; zinc ion binding
Source: RefSeq, a predicted model, not a curated record